AUGUUUGGUCACAGUCCGAAGCCUUUGACUGGACCUUUCACGUUGGCGUUCGGCACCGGCUCAACAUGGCGAAAGGAAGACCCAGAGACUCUCAACACCGGCCUUGUCGACAUGGUGAAAGAGGCUCUCCUGGCUGGCUAUCGUCACCUGGACACAGCUGAGCUAUAUAACACGGAGAGGGAAGUCGGUGAGGCGAUAAAGCAAUCCGGCGUUCCAGUCUCCGAGAUCUACAUUACCGGGAAAGUGUUCACAAUGUCGGACAUCAAAGGAGCGUUUGAUCGUACCUUGCAUCGACUAGGUGUUGGGUAUAUCGACCUGUAUUUGCUUCACCACCCUUACUUUGGCAAUACCAACGCAGAUCUCCAAGCGGCUUGGGUCGAGCUCGAGGCCAUAUUCGAUUCCGGGAAAGUCGGCGCCAUCGGUGUCUCUAACUUCACAGAAGCCCACAUCGAGACAAUAUUGGAGACUGCACGGAUAAGGCCAGCGUGCAACCAGAUCGAAUUGAGCCCGUACCUUCAACGUACUGAGCUGCGGGAGUACCACAAGAAGCACGAUAUACAGACGUUUGCCUUCUCACCCUUGUCGCCAAUAGUCAGAGCGACUCCAGGUCCUCUGGACACAAGAGAUUGUGGUGGUGACAACUUCGACGGAGAAGGCUCGGAUGCAGGACCACCUGCUGGCUUUGAAUAA
Molecule: messenger RNA, 690 nt
Organism: Fonsecaea nubica
Lineage: Eukaryota; Fungi; Ascomycota; Eurotiomycetes; Chaetothyriales; Herpotrichiellaceae
Exons: 5
Coding region: 1-690 (229 amino acids)
Cellular component (GO): cytosol
Molecular function (GO): aldose reductase (NADPH) activity
Source: RefSeq, a predicted model, not a curated record